Molecule: messenger RNA, 378 nt
Organism: Mesorhabditis belari
Lineage: Eukaryota; Metazoa; Nematoda; Chromadorea; Rhabditida; Rhabditidae
Source: the annotation of a GenBank genome assembly
AUGUCGAUGACCAGUGAUCAAGCGAAAUCCGCUCUUGAAGGCCAAGUGCUCGAGUACAUCAAAAAGUUGAAUAAUGGAGAAUGGGAGGCUCUCGAAGAGUUCUAUCAUCCAAAUGGAGUGAUGGUCGAAACGGACAAAAGUUGUCUCUGGGGACAAAAAGAUAUUGGUCGCUCAUUGAUGCAAAUGUCGACUGAGUGCGGGAAAACGACCAUGUCGGUCUCAAAUUCUCAAUACGAUGGUGUCCGGGAUUACAUCAUUUUCGAGACCGAUUUCUGCUUCCACACCGAGAAAGCCGGUGACCUCAAGGGACACUAUGUGCAGAUUUGGCGUCUCCACAACGGUCGCUUUGUUAUCUAUCAUGAUGAGUAUGCCCUUAUC